GUGCCGAACAGAAAUGGUACCGUACUAAUACCGUAUUUAAUAAGCGCGGAGCGAGCUUGGACAUCGGGGGAUAGUUAAUUGUUUGCUGUUAUGGGAAAGAAAAAAGGACAAGGAAAGAAGGAUCAUGGAAAAGGUGGAAAGCAGAAACACGGCAAACAACACAAAUUCUUCAAAAUCGGCGGCGGUACAGAUGAAGGAGCAUCUCUACCAGGGGCGUUCAACGAAGGAGAUGAUGUUGAGGAAGAGCCAGAUCAUCUGAAGAUCCCCAUUCCUCUGGCAAUGUGGGACCUAAUGCACUGCGACCCCAAGAAGUGUACGGGUCGCAAGCUGGCAAGGAAACGUCUUCUUCGUACUCUGAAGCUCUCCCAGCGCUUUGAUGGGAUCAUCCUAUCUCCAAUGGGUACCAACUGUGUCUCGCCACAAGAUAGAUCAAUAGUUGAGAAUAACGGUGUGGCUGUGAUAGACUGUUCAUGGGCGCGGCUGGACGAGACACCUUUCUCCAGGAUGAGGGGGAGUUAUCCACGUCUCCUGCCGUACCUUGUGGCUGCCAACCCUGUCAACUAUGGCAAACCUUGUCAGCUGAGCUGUGUUGAAGCACUGGCUGCCACCCUCUAUAUCACGGGUUUCCAGGAAUAUUCGCUUCGUCUUCUCAAGCGUUUCAAGUGGGGUCCCGUCUUCAUUGACAUCAACCAUGAACUCCUGGACAUCUAUGCUGCUUGCAAGACGGGUGCUGACGUGGUCAAGGCCCAGCAAAAAUGGAUGACCCAACUCAAGCAGGAACAAGAGAGAAGAAAUCUUGUUGAUCCUAUGGAUAUUGACAUGAACAGGACAACGUACAACAUGAAUCGCCAGCCAGAGUAUGACAUGCCUUCCUCUGAAGGUGAAGAUUCUGAAGACUCCGAUGAUGGGGCGGAGGGAGAAGGUGGCAAGGUUGAAAGCGAAGAGGAAGAAGAGUCCGAGGAAGUGCUUCAGCAGCGUAAUUACGACAUGCCAGAUUUGGAAUCAUCAAGUGAAAGUGACUGUGAAGACGCUUUGGAAACGAACUUGAUGAAUGGAGAAGCUACGUCAGAAACAAAUAUCUCGUUUGGACAAGGUUCCAGUGGCCACAAGGACGGUCUUGAUGUAGCUUUAGGGGAAACAGGAUUACCUAAGAAUGUCAAAGAUGUGAAUGAGAUGGAUCAAAGGACUCGUGCAGAGGAUGAUCUUAUAUGUAAUGGAGAUGAUGUUCCUGUAGAAUGCGACAAGGUCAGCACUGGACUCCAGAAACUUCAUAUAGACAGUUGAUGUUCAAACCAAUAUUUAAAAAGAACUUAUUUAGAGUUUUACAGGUGCCUUUAUUAUUUAAAGUUUUAUUGCUAUGAUCUCACCUCUCUUUUCCUUAAUUGCUUCUUUUUUCUCUCCCUCUCCCCUCUCUUUCUGUCUGUCCUUUUCUCUCUCUCCAUCUCUCUCCCUUCCUCCUUUCUAUGUUUCUGUCCAUUUCUCAUUUACUUUCUAUUGUGUAUCUGUCUUUCUCUCUUAUACCUUUCUAUAUCUUCCAAUACUUUACUGUUACCUUACAUUUAAUCAUUUUCCCUCUUAAAACUAUCAAUGAUGGAUGCAAAUAAAAUUCAUCACACUUAGAAUUAAAAAUUAACUUAGAAUUAAAAAA
Messenger RNA from Lytechinus variegatus (green sea urchin), 1648 nucleotides. It is a transcript of the gene tsr3, whose product is annotated as 18S rRNA aminocarboxypropyltransferase-like. Gene Ontology annotation, molecular function: rRNA small subunit aminocarboxypropyltransferase activity. Gene Ontology annotation, biological process: maturation of SSU-rRNA. The transcript is spliced from 5 exons. The coding region runs from base 91 to 1284 and encodes 397 amino acids. Lineage: Eukaryota; Metazoa; Echinodermata; Echinoidea; Temnopleuroida; Toxopneustidae. The record is from RefSeq and is a predicted model, not a curated record.